Molecule: messenger RNA, 2005 nt
Organism: Styela clava
Lineage: Eukaryota; Metazoa; Chordata; Ascidiacea; Stolidobranchia; Styelidae
Product: inactive serine protease 35-like
Biological process (GO): proteolysis
Molecular function (GO): serine-type endopeptidase activity
Source: RefSeq, a predicted model, not a curated record
UAUUUUUUUCCAUUUCCCAGGUUAGGUUUUGAGUUGGGAUAAUUUGAUAGAUAGAUUGUAGCUUUGCUGCAUGUCAUGCUUGACUGGCAUUUCAACUUAGUUCAUUGUUGACAAAGCCGUUGCCAAAACGGAAACAGACAGACUUCAAAAAGUACCGGCCGCCGAAGAAUUUGGCAGAAAGCAGAAAUAUGAUUGAGCGUGCUUUGUUUGGCGCGCUUUUUGUAACAAUAUGGAUCACCUCGGAAGCGUCACAUCUAGGUCGCCAACGAAUGUUCUCCAAUCCAGUGCCGGCGUGGGAGAUUCCUAAGCUACCCGAAAUCAGGCGCGUGAGUGUGCACCAGUCCAAACGAGCCCGGUUUCACGGCCACGUCCUCAGGGAUCUCAACACUACAUGUGGGAUGUCUUGCCAAAUGAAGAGGUCUAGCAAGCCGACGAACACUAGGGAAUUAGAAAAUGGACUUGCAUUUGAAACACUGGACAUGCAAAACUACGAAUUGACUAAUGUUAAAAUAGAAGUUGGCGACGUUCCACAGGAACUAAUAGCAACUAACGAAACAAAUAGCCUUAGCCCACAAACAGAAGAAAUUGACAUAGAUGACACAGAAUUCGAUGACGAUGUAGAUGUUCUUGAACGUAGAAGACGAAACAUUUUUGGCCUCGACACAAGAUUCGCAAUUCCUUCAAGAAAAUACACGACAAUGUACCCUUUCUCUACCGCAGUCAAAUUGUCUACGGGGUGUUCUGGCGUCCUGCUGUCUCCAAAGCGUGUUUUGACGUCAGCACAUUGUAUCCAUGACGGCAAAAGAUACGUAAAGGGCGUUCGAAAACUCAAAAUUGGCAAGCUUAUGAAAACAAUGCAAAAACAACGCGGAAAAGGCAAGCGCCGUAAAGCUGGCCGUGGAAAAAAGCAACGCAAAAGCAAGAAUAAAAAACCGAAGAAAGAUUCCACUAAUGAUGUACAAGGGGAUUCCAAUCAGCGUUCUAAACGAGAUGUUUCAUUCAUGAGAGAGCCGAUUGCACCGUAUUUCAAGUGGGUAAGAUCGAAACGUAUACAUAUACCACAAGGAUGGCUGGAUGCUGCAAAAAAUAGCAAGACGAGCGAAUUUCCCAUUGAGUACGAUUAUGCUGUUAUAGAACUUAAACGAGCACUCGGAACAGAGUACAUGGAUAUCGGAAUUUGUCCUGAGAAAGAAGCAAUCCCAUCUGGUCACAGAAUUCACUUCACCGGGUUUGAUACAGACCGUAGCAAUCAAAUGUUAUACCGUUUCUGCCCAAUUGAAGGCGAGUCUCCCGAUCUCAUGUACCACUAUUGUGACGCACAAGAGGGCACCUCUGGAUCUGGUAUUUACAUUCGGUUGUAUGACAAGCAAACCGAACGAUGGUCUCGCAAAGUUAUCGGCGUAUUUUCUGGUCAUCAACGAGUGCAGUUUCCCGACGGUUCUCACAAAGAAUUCAACACCGGGGUGCGUAUAACUCCUCUCAAAUACGCUCAAAUUUGCUACUGGACCAAGGGGGAUUACUCUCAAUGUCGUGGCGGAUAAAAGAACAUAUUUUCCCCGCUGUUUUUAUUAACUGAAUUGGUACCGUUGGGAACUGCCAAUUUACAGUAUUGAUUUAAACGCAUAGAAGUUCCAAUAAAACAGAAAACGUCCAACAUUUGGACACAUAAUAGCAGGUUAGAGAAAGAUGGUGGGUUACGUAAAAGAGAAAAAUCCACGGAUUUGCCAAUGUUAAAAUAUUGGUACUAAUGUUCAUAGGCAGAUUUUUCGGACACUGUAAUAAAAAUACACUAGAUUUACUGAUAUUCGAAAGUCUUUAGUUUGUAUUUUAACAUCAAUUUGAGUGGCGAAUAUUUAUCGUAUGUUUGAAUUGAAUUUGGCAGUAUAAGAUAACCGAUGGUAGAAAAUUGACUCGAAAAGUUUUUCAGCUUGUUCUAUACGUUGCAGCUUUUGCCAUCUUAAAACUCCAGUAACAAUGUUGAGAAAUUAUAUCAAAAUAACUAGCA